GCGUGUCUGUUUUAGUUUCAGUAGUUAAAUGCUCUUUGCAUUUUGCGGUCGUCUUUUUCCGAAAUACGCGACGUAGUCGAUACAACAACAACAACAGCGGCAACAACAAAUACAAAUACAACAGCCACAAAAACGACAACAACAACAAAUUCAACGCAAAGCAACAGCAAAAAUUAUAAAAUAUUUUACGCCUGCUGUUGUUGGUGUCAGUGUCUGCGUGUGUGUGUGUGUGCGCCAGUGUAUUUACUCUUUUUUUUUUUUGUAAUAGUCAUCGGUCGCUGGUCGUCGUGGGCGCAAAAAAAAAGAAAGAAAAUAAAUAAAUUUAAUAAAAUACAACAAAAAAGUAAACAUCAAAAUUGUGUUGCGUUCUGCUAAAUUAGCUUAAAGCUUUUAGUGAUAUUCUUAUUGGAACAACAACAACAAAUAGAAACAAGCUGUGAAAAUUCUUUUUGUAAAGUAAAGCAAUAACUGCGAAACGAGGAACAACAACAAAUAGCAAAAGUGGGAACUGCUAUUUUUUCUACAUACAUACAUAUGCAUGGCAAAGAGUGUGGCAGGUUAGCGGGACACACACGUAAACACACAAAUAAACAAAUAUAAACAUACAUACACAUAGAAAACAACACUAAAUUACUGCAGCAGCAAAAGCACAAAAUAAAACAAACUAAAAAUGCACAGCAGCAGUAAUUACCAAUUACCCAACAACAACAACACCAACAAUAGCAACAGAAUAAAUAUCAACAAUAAUAAUCAUCAUUAUUAUAAUCAUCAUCUGCAACAACAACAACAACAACAACAAAAUACGAAAGUUCCACGUUUUUAUGAUCGUGUUACGACAUCAAAAAUCUUAAUAAGCGGCAUACCGCUGCAAACACGUUUCGAAGACAUCGAACCGCUACUGAAGCCCUAUGGCAUCGUCAAACAAUGUGAGGCUAUUUCUAGUAAGGAUCAAAAUACUCAAACAGUACAUAUUACAUUCGAAAAUCCUGAGCAGGCGCAAAGAGCUGCUGGUGGUCUAAACGGCGUCGAAUUUGAGGGCAGUAAACUGCACGCCGAGCAAUUGGACAAAAAUCAACGUCGCAGCCAACGUAAUCAACGUAAUCCGUAUCCGGGAAUGCCGGGACCCGGACGUCAAGCGGAUUUCCCGCUACGUAUAUUGGUACAAAGUGAGAUGGUCGGUGCGAUCAUUGGACGUCAGGGUAGCACCAUCAGGACCAUUACACAACAGAGUCGUGCUCGGGUCGAUGUGCAUCGCAAGGAGAACGUCGGCUCGUUGGAGAAAUCAAUAACCAUCUAUGGCAAUCCGGAGAACUGCACCAAUGCAUGCAAGCGCAUAUUGGAGGUUAUGCAACAGGAGGCGCUGUCCACGAAUAAGGGGGAAAUCUGUUUGAAGAUACUUGCCCAUAAUAAUUUAAUUGGCCGCAUUAUUGGCAAGAGUGGCAACACUAUUAAACGCAUUAUGCAGGACACGGACACGAAGAUAACCGUUAGCUCAAUUAAUGAUAUAAACAGCUACAAUUUGGAACGCAUCAUUACGGUUAAGGGCCUGAUUGAGAAUAUGUCGAGAGCGGAAAACCAAAUCAGUACGAAACUUCGCCAAAGCUAUGAGAACGAUCUACAGGCAAUGGCACCCCAGAGUCUUAUGUUCCCCGGUCUCCAUCCCAUGGCAAUGAUGUCGACACCGGGUAACGGCAUGGUCUUCAACACGAGCAUGCCGUUCCCCUCGUGUCAAGGCUUUGCCAUGUCUAAGACACCGGCCAGUGUGGUGCCGCCGGCAUUUCCAAACGAUAUGCAGGAGACAACAUAUCUCUAUAUACCGAAUAAUGCUGUUGGCGCCAUUAUUGGCACCAAGGGAUCCCAUAUCCGCAGCAUAAUGCGUUUCUCAAGUGCAUCCCUCAAGAUUGCGCCCCUCGAUGCCGACAAGCCGCUGGACCAACAAACGGAGCGCAAGGUCACGAUUGUUGGGACACCGGAGGGUCAGUGGAAGGCGCAAUAUAUGAUAUUUGAAAAGAUGCGCGAGGAGGGAUUCAUGUGCGGCACUGACGAUGUUCGCCUAACUGUCGAGCUGCUUGUCGCCAGCUCUCAGGUUGGACGCAUUAUUGGCAAGGGCGGACAGAACGUGCGUGAGCUGCAACGUGUCACGGGUAGCGUCAUUAAGCUGCCAGAGCAUGCGCUGGCGCCACCUUCUGGCGGCGACGAGGAGACACCUGUGCACAUCAUUGGGCCAUUCUACAGCGUUCAGUCUGCACAACGUCGAAUUCGCGCCAUGAUGCUAUCGACGAAUCCACCUCCAGUGACCAAAAAACAGAAAGCUGCCAAAGAACAACAGUUGCAACAACAACAACAGACCUUAGCCGGCGCAGCGCCAAGUGGGACUCAACAACAACAACAACAGCAGCAGCAACAACAACAACAACAACAGUCGCCGUCGCAGCAGCAGCCGCUGCCGCUGCAAUCGCAUCAUCAAUCGUCGGCGGCGUCGUCGUCGGCGCCACCUGCGCAUCAUCAGCAGCAGGCGUCGUCGACAGCGUCUUCACAUCAAUUGCAGCAGCAGCAGCAGCAGCAGCAACAACAACAACAGCAACAGCAACAGCAGCAACAACCAUCACCGCCACCCGGCAAUGCAUCGGGCGCCACACAGCAGCAACAACAACAACAACAGCAACAACUGGCGAGCUCACAGCAGUAAACAGUUGCCGGGGGGUUAUGGGGAGGGGGCCAACAGAUGGAGCAGCCCAACAACAACAACAAUAACAACAACAAUACAAAUAAUAAUAAUAAUUACAAAAAUAAUAAUAAUAAUAAUCAUAAUUGCAAUAGUUAAAACAAUUCUCAACUUAUAUUCGGAUUUGUCAAGGCAGUUUUCUUGUACGUUUUAUUCACUUGCAACAACAACGAUAACAACUGCAGCCACAGCAGCAGCAACAACAAUAACAAUAACAACAAUCAGCACAGCAAACGUCGGCAUAAAAAGAGAAUGAACGAAAGAAAGAAAAACGCAAAGGAUUAACAGAAUGCGAUCUCUCUCGCUCUUUAGUAUAACAGCUGCAGCAGCCGAUUUUGUGUUGUAUAACAGUUGUUGUUAAACGAAAGCUUGUCUCGUAAAAGAGAGCCCAAAAUAAAUGCUAUUAACGUAUUGUUAUACUAUGCCCUAAUUGUUAUACGUCAAACUGUUAUAUGUGGCGAUUUAUGCUGCCGCUAAGAGAGUAGACUGGCAUUUUUGUUAUACACACACACACACAAACACCACACAUCAGUUAAAGUUGAAGAAAACUUGAAGAAUGCCGACAGAAAACGAAAGCGAGUAACUGUAAUUGGAAUAAACAACAACAACAACCACAACAACUUGUGCUGUAGAGCAGCCCCCGCCACAGCAAACAACAACAAAAACAACCAUUGUACAUCAUUUGAAAAGGAAAUUAUACAAAAACAACAACAACAACAAGAAUACAAACACUACAAAAUGAAAGGAUAGAAAAAAGAUGAAAACUAAACAAAACAAUAAAAAAAAAAAAAUACAAAAAAUCAACAAAAAACAAAUACAAAAUUUAAGCCGUAAAAUGCAGUUAAUUUCGUUUUUUAUAUAUAGAAAUAUAAAAUUUAAUUUUUUAUGAAUUAUUUUAUUUUUUUUUUAUUAAAACCAUUUUUAGUAAGCGUACAUUAAGUGAAAAAAACAACUACUACUACAACAAAAAGUAAAAACAACUAAGUGAAAAAUAAGAAAACAAAACAAAAACCAAUCAUUUGGUUUAUGUGUGUUUUUUUGAUGUUUUUUUUUUUGAUUUUUGUUUGUUAUAAUAUCGAAAAAUUCAAAAAGAGAAUAGAAUGUCAGAGAGAGGAGGACUAAUGAGGAAAACUGAAAACUGUAUGUUUUGUUUAUAUAAUUAUAAUUAUUACUACUACUUCUAAAUACAACUGCGGUCUAUUUAUCUACUUUGUUAUCAUAAAAUUUGUCGUGUAUUCAAACAACAACAACAAUCACAAGAAAACGAAGCGAAAUUUCAAGCAGGUGUCAACUUCAGCCCACCUCAACAACGACAAAAACAAAAACAACAACAGGAAAUCUAAACUAAUCAAUGGAAACGAGAACCUGUAAAAAUAAAAGAGAAACAUGAAAACCAAAACAGGAUAACUAAUAAUAAUAACAAUCACCAUAAUAAUAAUAUUUUUUGGAAAAGAAAAAAAAAACAAAUUCAGAUUUAGAUGGUCGAAAUAGAGAGUUUACGUCUAUAUAUAAUAUGUAUUCUGUACUCGAUGUAAAGGAAAUAAUGAAGCUUGUAAAACACACAAAAAAAGAUCACAGCUCAUGCAACUGUUAUACAUCAGGUAUAACAGCGAUAAACACACACAUACAAACUAUGUUGUGUCUCUCAACCUAAUGCCAACCAAGCAAUCUUAGUGUACAGCUGUAUAAUAGUUUUCGAGAAUUGAGAAUUUGAGAAUUUCGAGACGUGAAUUUAUGAAAAAAAAAAAAAAAAUGAAUUGUUAAUAUUGUUUGAGCGAACUAAGAAGUCUAGAGAGAUAGAGAGAGAGAGAAAGAAAGAGAGAGAGAAUGUAAUGUGUUUGCCUUGAAACAAAAAUAACGGUGCUGAAAUGUUAAUUUUUUUUAUAUAACGAUAAAGCGAGCGACAAGUGUUACAUAACGUCUUAUAUUAAAUGAAAUGAAAUAGGAGCAAUGCGAAACAAAACUGUUAUAAUUCAAUAUACACCACACUCACACACACAUACACACACACACUACACUACCUUACACUGUACAUCUAGUUUCACAUAGUUUUCAACAUGUCUUUACUUGCAUUUGUUCAUAGAAAUACAAUAUCAUAUAUAUUUAGUGUAUAACAGUUAUAUCAAUAGAGAAAGAAACGGUAACUUAUGUAACUGAAUCGGAGCAACAAACAAUCAAACAACAACAAAACCAAGAAACCCAAGACAAUAGCCCAAUUUUGUUGAAAUAUGCAUUAAAAUAGUAUAACGUGACGUUUUUUUUUUAUUAUAACACUUUUAUUUUGUUUAUUUAUAAAUAAAUACAUACAUACAUUAACAUAUACAUAUAUAGAUAUAUACAAUAAUACAAUACAUACCUACAUUAAUUAAUCAUCUGCUUUUUGUUUGUGUGUUUCGUUUAUAUUUUUGCCUUACUUUAUUUUAGUUAGAGUCUUAGAAAUAGUUAACAGCAGCAGCUCAUAUUAGCUCAGUUUGUAUAACACUUGCAAUAUUCAACUGUUAUACCAUAACAAAAAUCAACAUUUCGGCCAAAAAAAAAAAAAUAUAUAAAAAAAAUCACUAAAUUAAAGUUUCGAAAAGAAUACAACAAAUCAAAUCCAAUUCGAAAAGAAAUUUUCAAUCAAAAGAAGGUAAAAGAACAGCAGGAGAAGAUAAGCUUUUUUAGGGGCGAUUUAGGACAGAUAUUUUGACAUACAUACAAUACAAUACGAUACGAUAUGAUACAUAACAAAAAAACAUGUGUAAAAGAUCUAUUGAUGAAGAUUGAAAAAGUAAUUAAAAUACCUCAAUGUAAGUGCAUUAUCUUCUACGACAAAAACAAAAAGAUAAACAAAUGUUAAAACCUAACGAAUAUGUAAAGUGUGAGCUAAAGCUAAACAAAACAAACCAACUAAUAAUAAUAAUGAUAACAAGAAACAAAAAAAAAAAACUAUAACUAAAUGAAGAAAUACAAAAAGAAAAUCAUAAAGAUAAUUAUGAUAGUUUUAAGCAAUGAAACAAAAUAAGGAUUAAAGAACCUAAAAUGGGCUACAUACUAUAACAAGAAAAACAACAAAUAACUGAAACAACAACAACUACUACAACAAACAACAACUAGCAACAACAACAACAACAACUUAAAGGCAUAUCAAUAAAUCAAGUGAAAUGCUUAACACAGAUUUCAUGUUCAUGAAUCCCAGCAAGUUUUUUUACUGUGAAAUCGGUUAGCAUAAACAGUUCCAGUAAUAACAUAAACAACAACAACAACAACAGACUUGUAACUCCGACCCAGAUAUUGACAACAGACACUCAGAUCAGAUUAGGAAUCA
Messenger RNA from Drosophila innubila, 6032 nucleotides. RefSeq names its product insulin-like growth factor 2 mRNA-binding protein 1 (gene Imp). Gene Ontology annotation, biological process: nervous system development; regulation of gene expression. The transcript has 7 exons. Gene Ontology annotation, cellular component: cytosol; nucleus; cytoplasm. Lineage: Eukaryota; Metazoa; Arthropoda; Insecta; Diptera; Drosophilidae. Bases 671 to 2689 code for a protein of 672 amino acids. The record is from RefSeq and is a predicted model, not a curated record. Gene Ontology annotation, molecular function: mRNA 3'-UTR binding.